This is a messenger RNA of Cavenderia fasciculata, 3087 nucleotides long. RefSeq lists its product as uncharacterized. Bases 1 to 3087 code for a protein of 1028 amino acids. Lineage: Eukaryota; Evosea; Eumycetozoa; Acytosteliales; Cavenderiaceae. The transcript has 9 exons. The record is from RefSeq and is a predicted model, not a curated record.
AUGGAUUAUCCAACAGUACAAAUUACCAUUACCGAUGGAUCAAACUCUAUAUUUGUUUCAAACGAGCAAUCGCAGACCAAUGGUAUGCCUGAUAAGAAUCUACAACUGACAUUCCCACAAUUGGAUAGAAUUAAGAUAAGCGGGUCUGCUAGUUAUUCAGUUGUAGCCGAUCUGACCUUAUCUUUAUUUGACCAACUUCCUACAUGUUGUCCACUGAUCUAUGAUAUUGAGUUUGAAGGUGACCCUACUUUAAAGAAUUUCCCAAAUGGUUUUGGGUCGAUCUCAACGACACUGCAAAGGUGUGCAAUCUACUUUGUUGGUAAACAAUCGAUUAAAUUUCCAAGUCAUCCGACAGUAAGCGAAUUGCAAUUGUUAGGCGAUGAAACCACGACAGAGUUUAUUAUUGAAGACACUGUUUUACUACCUGAUUUAAUGACGCUAGGAUUUGGUCUGUCAAGUGGAAACGCUCUCCAAUCAAUUGGCAACAUUACCGAAAAGUCAUUCCCAGUUCUCACAAUCAUAAAUAGCCAAGGGUCAACGGCAUUGGUUAUGAUAGGUAGUACUAUAUCCUUUGAUCCAAGUCUUGAUAAACUCACACGUCUAAAAACUAUAACAGGAAAUGAUUACGCCUCCACUCAAUACCCAUUCUCGCAAGCGUAUCCACCAAACAUUGUAAAUGUGAAUUACAGAACUGCAUUAUUCACUACGAUUCCUCCUGUUACCCUUCCUUCAACUGCUGCCAACUUAGAUAUAAGUGAUAAUCUAAUUGAAUUGCCAAUUGAUUUUAAUACAAUAUUGAAAAACUCUACUGGCAAUUUGAUUUUAAAUCUUCAAAAUAAUGAUAAACUUGUUGGACCACUCGAUCAAGAAACUGCAUUAUGUAGAUUGAAGACAUUGAAUUUGGCAGGUACUGGUGUCACUUCGCUGCCAGAUUGUUUUUGGUGUUAUCAAAAUGAACCGAUUUUUAGAUUAGGUGCUCCCAUUCCAAUCCCUAUUCCAUUCACUUGUUCGAUCACUUUUGAUGAUACCAAUCUAGCCACUGUAUUCGGAAAGACCAUUAUCAAGGGUAAAAAUCUGGGUUGGGGUGCAAAUGUCGGUGGUAAUACUCUUGUUGCAAUCGUUCCAAAUGAACAAUUACAGGCUACCCUCUCUGGACUUGUCACCGAUUCACCACCACAACCAAUCGAUAUUCAGUUUAGUAAUGACUAUCCAGAAUACAAAUACCAAUUCAAAGUGGUAGAGGCUGGAUUCACUGUAUCAACUACUACAUCUAGUCAACAACCAAAUCAUUUGACAAUCGUCACAGUUACAUUCUUGACAGUAAAUACCUACCUCAGUCAUACUGCAUCGAUAAAUGGAGUAUUGGCAACAACAAUAUCAAAUGUUGGUAUUACCUAUCAAUUUGGUUUCACAAAUCAGCUUUCAACUGGUACUUAUAAUGUUAAUAUUUCAAAUGACUAUUAUUCGUUCAUUGUUCCUAAUGUUCAAUAUACACAAUCAUACCCAAUUGUCGAUAAUUUUAUAUCCGAUGCAAUUGUUAAAUCUGGAUCGACCAUUCAAUUGGAGGGUAAUUUUGGAACAUAUCUUGUCAGCUCAUCAGUCACCAUUCAAAAUAGUAACAGUCAAUACAACUACUCGGUAUGUUCAAUUACCGAGUUUACAACAACUAGAAUAUCGUGUAAGGUAGAGUCACCAAUUUCAAGUGGUCUUGCUACUUUUAAUAUCACUGUCGAUGGAUACUCUAUUCUCAAACAAUAUACUAUUCAAUCAGCUCAACAACAAUGUGAGAGUGAAACUAAUCAUUGUGCCAAUAAUGGUGCUUGUACUCCAGAUGGUAUUUGUGUUUGUAAUAUCAAUCAAGGCGGCUAUUAUAAUAAUUGUUCAAAACAAUCAACUCAAUUCACCAUUCAAUGUCAACUUGAAUCAUCACCAACCAUCUAUGGUCCUGCUUCUGUUCAAUUGAAUGUUGAUGGAUUGUUGUUUGAUAGUAAAACAUAUCUUAUCAGAUUCAUUAAACCAUCGACUGGUGGUUCAACUACUUCAUCAACAACUUCAGUUCCAACUACCUCUACAAGUACAACAGGAGGAGAAACACCCAAAACACCCAAAGAAAUAUGUUCAGAUACCACACAAUAUUGUUUUGGACAUGGAACAUGUGAUGACAAUGGAAUAUGUCAAUGUCAAAGUGGCUUUAAUCCUGUUGAUAAUUGUUUGACUAAAUUUGCAGACAAUACAACCUAUAUUCCCAAUCCAGAAUCACCAUCAACAAAUAUCAGUGUAGAUGGAGUUGAAUUUGGAUUUGAUAUAGUUGCCAUUCAAGAAAUAGGAUUGGACAAUGAAAUUGUCAAGGAACUAUUGACCAAUAGUUGGUUGUCAAAUAUCACCACCAACAGUACAUUUACAGAUGCAGUCUACCAACUAGUAAUCUCCAACACAAGUAUCUUAGCAGACACACAAGUAACAGUCAACAUAACAUUCUCAACACAAUCUCGAAGCAUCACAUUUGGCAACCAACAACUAUUGAUCAAUCCCAAUUCAAUCAAAUUGGCAGUAUCUAUCAAUGGUUGGGAGUAUUCAUCGAAUGUAGCAACACUCAGAGUAGUAUUAAAGACAACAACCAACAACCAACAAUCAAUCGAAUACGAUUGCAAAGAGACAGACAUCUCAUCAUUUUCAUACGAUGACUAUGGAACACUUCAAUACCUCAGAGUACUCAAAGACAAUGUUCAAUUCAAUGGUAGAUUCAUUGACUUUGCAUUAGCAGAUGGUCGAAAAACCUACUCACAAACACUACUCAUCAAUCAAACAUCGAUCAGUGAUGAAGAGUCAGUUUCAAUGAUAGGUAUCACACUACCACAAUGUCAAUCAUGUGUACUCGAUCCAGAUUUCACACCAUUACUUGUUGUCAACGAUAAAGAUGGUCACUGUUCAUCAACCGACCAAAAGUGGAAGAUUAUCGUUGGAUGUGUCGUUGGUGGUAUUGGUUUGGUUGCCAUCGCUGUUGGAUCAGUCAUCUAUUAUCGAAAGAAUAUGCGUACAAAGAGAUAUGACGCAAAGAUGGCGGCUAAAUUAAAGUCAUUCAGUUAG